Mercurialis annua (annual mercury) is the source of this 1739-nucleotide messenger RNA. RefSeq names its product SWI/SNF complex subunit SWI3B. NCBI's taxonomy places the organism in Eukaryota, Viridiplantae, Streptophyta, Magnoliopsida, Malpighiales, Euphorbiaceae. Gene Ontology annotation, molecular function: protein binding. The coding region runs from base 116 to 1618 and encodes 500 amino acids. The transcript has 6 exons. The record is from RefSeq and is a predicted model, not a curated record.
UUAUCCCUAAAACAUUUUCCCGUAUCCAUAACACAAAUCAAUUAUUCUGCUAUAUCAUUUAAUUUCCCUCUCUUCUUUGUUCUUCAAAAAAUUUACUCUCUUUGUUUUCAGCAAAAUGGCUUUCGCUCCUGCACCAUCCUUUAAAGAUCCUCCUUUACCCACUUCCAUCACACCGCCACCUUCUUUUAAUCCACCCGCCACCGCCGUUGCCUUCUCUCCGGUCAAACCCGAGUUGUCCACUCCAUCUACCUCCACUGCCACCGCCGCCACUCCCCGUCCUCCACCAACCACACCCUCCUCCGAUCCCGACGUUGUCCAUAUCCCUAGUUACUCCAGGUGGUUUUCUUGGAAUGAUAUUCAUGAAUGUGAGGUUCGAAAUGUACCCGAAUUCUUUGAUUCACGGUCUCCUGCGAAAAACCCUAGGGUUUAUAAGUACUAUAGGAACUCGAUUAUCAAGUAUUUUAGGAGAAAUAACCCUUCUGGAAAGAUUACUUUCACGGAAGUUAGGAGGACGCUUGUGGGUGAUGCGGGUUCCAUUCGAAGGGUUUUUGAUUUCUUGGAAGCUUGGGGUUUGAUUAAUUAUUCUCCUAAUGCUUUGAAUAAGCCAUUGAAAUGGGAAGAUAAAGAUGCCAAAUCAAGCGGUGGUGGUGGUGACAGUAAAGGUGCUUCUGCUGAUAAUACUCCUCCGAAAAGAGAUACCACUAAGAGAUUGUGUAACGGUUGCCAGUCUGUUUGCACCAUCGCUUGCUUUGUUUGCGAUAAGUAUGACCUGACCCUUUGUGCUCGGUGCUAUGUGCGUGGCAAUUAUCGCGUUGGUGUAAGUUCCACAGAUUUCAGGCGGGUUGAGAUUAGUGAAGAAAUUAGGUCAGAGUGGACAGAGAAAGAGACAUUACAACUUCUGGAGGCCAUUACACAUUUUGGUGAUGAUUGGAGGAAGGUUGCGCUACAUGUUCCUGGUAGAAGUGAUAAGGAUUGCGUCACUCAGUUUCUCAAGCUUCCAUUCGGGGAACAGUUUUCCGGUUAUACAGACUUGGGAGAACUGAAUCACAAUUAUGAACGAACAAAAGAUUCUAAUGAUACUAUAGAUGCUUCAGAAAAUAACGACCCCUCAUCUGCAAGCAAACGGAUGCGUCUUACACCUCUUGCGGAUGCGAGCAACCCGAUAAUGAGCCAGGCUGCUUUUCUAUCAGCUCUGGCGGGUGCGGAGGUUGCAGAAGCUGCCGCGCAAGCAGCCAUAACGGCUUUGAAUGAAGCAAGUAAGAGCAAUCCUGAAUCUUUUUCCAGGAAUAGAAGAGAACAAGUUGCCAAUGCUCGAUUGAAUGGAAAUGUGAACCAAAACGGAAUUGAGAGAACUUCCACGACGCCUGAGAAGGAGGAUGUAGAUGCAGAGAGAGCCAUUUCAAAGAUGGUAGAAGUGCAGAUGAAAGAGAUGCAGGACAAAAUUGUGCACUUUGAAGAGUUGGAUUUGCAAAUGGAAAAAGAGUGGCAACAGUUGGAGCUCAUGAAAAAUCUGCUGUUUGUUGAUCAGCUCACUCUUCUGUUUAAUAAAAAAUCAACUCCUCAACCUGAGGAACGUGUUGAGGACAAUCCAAGAACAAAUUUAAAUUCUAUCACUUGAUUUUUUUUUAAUGAAAUCCUCAAUUUAUAUAAAAUAAGUUGUCUUGUAAUUCUUACAUGGCGGUCGUGUUUUAUGUUUUCUGUAAUUUUAUUUUAUUAUAUAUUAAUAGUUUAUAGUUCAA